AAUUCGAGGGUAAAAUCUUGCACUGAAGAGAAAGCAGGCAGAAAAAAGAAAGAAACUGCCAGCAAGGCAAAUGUGCACAAAGGGCAAAAGUUCAACACUGAAGUGAAGAAUACGAAGAGGAGAAAGAAAAACAGUUACACAGGAGAGCAGCCCACAAACUCUCUGAGAUGUAUGCACACACACACACACACACUGGCUCUCGCACACUCAAUCGCGACCCUGGCAGAGCUGGGCGCUCUGAGGAGUGAGCGGACGUGCCCAGCGUGGAGAAAUCAUGCUAAUUGUCUACGAGGGAGAUGCAGCGCUAGACCCAAGAUGAAGGCAGAAAGGGAGGCUCUCGCACCGGCUUUGCCAGUUGCCAUCAUCCUUCAACUCUUUGGGCUUCUCUUCUACUCUCAGACAGGUGAGGUACAAGGAGUAAACAUCACAAGCCCUGCAGCUCAAAUCCGAGGCACCUUUGGUGGGUCAGCCCUGCUCUCCGUAAGCUACACCAGCACCAGCAAAGACCGUCCGGUCAUAAAAUGGCAACUCAAGCGGGAUAAGCCAGUCACAGUGGUCCAGUCACUGGGCACAGACAUCAUAGGCAACCUUCGGCCAGAAUACAAGGACCGUGUGCACAUCUUUGACAACGGCACUCUGCUCCUGAACAACCUGCAGCUGGAUGAUGAGGGCACAUAUGAGGUGCAGAUCUCCAUUACUGAUGACACAUUCACCGGUGAGCGCUAUAUCAACCUCACAGUGGAUGUGCCGGUCUCCAAGCCCUCGGUGGUGAUGGUCUCCUCAACAGUUCUGGAGCUCACUGAGUACUUCUCGCUUAACUGCUCACAUGCCAGUGGGACCAAGGCCCAGUACACGUGGACAAAAGGAGGAAAGGCCCUGGGCAACGACACACGUCUGCAGCUCUCACAAGACCAGAGGGUCCUCACAAUAGUGCGGGUGCUCAUGUCGGACGAUGACAUCUACAGCUGCACCGUUGAGAACCCAGUGAGCACCAUGAAGAGCACUCCAGUCAAACUGACCGUGUACCGGCGCAGCUCGCUGUAUAUCAUCCUCUCCACUGGCGGUAUAUUUCUCCUCAUCACCCUGGUGACCGUAUGUGCUUGCUGGAAGCCAUCCAAAAAAGACAAACGGGAGAUUGAGAAGCAAAUAUCAUCAGACUAUGGAGAGCACAACGAAGCAAAGCAUGAAGUGGACGUCACCCCUAAAAUGACAGAACAUGAGCGGAAGAACCCAGUGGCUCUCUACGUACUGAAGGAGACGGAGAGCCUGGGCACCGAAGAUGAUUCUCCCACUGAGUCCCAGAAUGCUGCUGAAGUGUUGACCCGUGCCAACUAUUCUAGUUCACCCCCAGUGGCAGUGCGCGCAUCCCGACGAUAUCACCUCUCUCCUGCUCGCUCUCCACCCACAGGACAUGUUCACAAAUCUCCAAGCCGCUCCCCCAGCUCACCUGCCAGGUCACGCAGUGCAACACGCCUGAGAGCUGCUGGAGGGGUCCACGUCAUUAGGGAACAGGAAGAAGCUGGAUUGCCCAACGAGACCACCACCACCACCACCUAGAAGAAUGCAAAAUUCCCAUCAGCCACCGAUCUGAAAGAUGCUGUUAGCAAGCUGUUUUCUGUCAAGGAACCAUUCCAAGCUGGUGUUUGCUCCUCUGUAUGUGUGCAUUCCCCUUGGAAAAACAAUCAGUGGCAAGCCAGCCCACAUGCCCAUGCUGCUGGUACUUCUGCUGAACAUACUGCUGGCACCUGUCAGCUUUACCCCAAGUCAUUUACUUCUGAUGUCCCCCAUUGGUCUUUUUCAUUGAAAUGGUUUACAGAAGAUUGUGACAUUUCCAUUUCGCUGUACCUGUCUUUUCCUUCCAUUAUGUUGUAUAGUUGCAUUAACUUGUGUGGCAGCUCUUCACCAUGUUUCUAAAAUGAGUGGAAGCAGCCCAGCCACUCUUUCUUUUGUGUUUGUGUAGUGAGAUUUGCCAUAAAUGGCAUAAUGUGAAGGAAGUGAGGAAGGAAAGCAACCAGGGUCACACUAGACCUGUCAUGGGUCUGUGGUGCAGGUCAGGAUUUAGGUUGGCACAUGUCAUAUCAGUACUGCCUGUCUGCUGUGUGGAGCACUGAAAUGGAACUGACCAGGCACAUUAAUGAUUUGCUGGAACUUUCUGCAACCUGCAAAACUCUAAAAAUGUCAGGACUGACAGUUGUUACAGCCUGGUUUUAAAAUGGCCCAUUCUUUUAAUGUAACCCACUUCAGUGAAAUGAGUGGGUGGGGUUAGAUACAGACAUAACAUAAUUUAGAGGGUCUUUUAUCAAGGAAGUGAGCUACAUAAGAAUACAUUAAUUACACUGAAUAUGGUGUCAGAAAGAGUGUAGCCAUUUUUUCAGUGUGCAGCCUCUGUUUUACACAAAUCCCUUUAUUGAACGUGCUUCCCCCCAUUUCAAUAUCAGGAGUCUGUGGUAGGAUGGUUGGCACCACUGGCCUUAUGCUACCCAGUUUGCAACAGCUCCUGUAUUUUGUCUGCUAAAUGUCUUACAUGUCGAGUCUCUUUUGUUGACUACUAAAUUCUGUGCUAGCUGACCACUGCUGACCAAGGCAGGAGCCAUGGACAGGUGGGCAUCACACUAAACAGCUAGAAUCAGGGAAUUGAUUUCUCCAGUUGUGCCUUCUGGCGGCGGCAGAUUCCUGACUAAGCUGUCAUUUUGGCUCUUCCGGAAUACUGUGCAUAAGCCCUUCUGGAAUAUUGUUCUCUCUUUAUUUUGGAAUCUUCCUUGAAAACAGCAAUCACGAAAAAGGGUGCUCAUGAUGAAGCACUCCCAAGGUGUGCCUUUGUCAUGAUAUUCUACAUAUGUUUGCUUUGUAAAGGGCCUCCUUUUGGAAAGGUGCUAUACAUUAUAGGUUUAUUGACUUCCAAACAGGGUGGCAUAGUGAUCAAGUGGUUAGCUGUGCCACUGCCUGUCUCCGGAAAUAUGAGUUUAAGUCGUGGUCUGUUCAUUGUCUGAUCAUGAGCUUCCCAGAAAUCUCCAGUUUUCCAUCCACAUCCCAAAGAUAUAACAACAACAACAUUUAUUUAUAUAGCACAUUUUCAUACAAACAGUAGCUCAAAGU
This is a messenger RNA of Polypterus senegalus (gray bichir), 3096 nucleotides long. RefSeq names its product hepatic and glial cell adhesion molecule a (gene hepacama). The transcript is spliced from 7 exons. The record is from RefSeq and is a predicted model, not a curated record. The coding region runs from base 172 to 1557 and encodes 461 amino acids. NCBI's taxonomy places the organism in Eukaryota, Metazoa, Chordata, Cladistia, Polypteriformes, Polypteridae.